Messenger RNA from Armigeres subalbatus, 4245 nucleotides. It is a transcript of the gene Gad1, whose product is annotated as glutamate decarboxylase. The coding region runs from base 748 to 2286 and encodes 512 amino acids. Lineage: Eukaryota; Metazoa; Arthropoda; Insecta; Diptera; Culicidae. Gene Ontology annotation, molecular function: glutamate decarboxylase activity; pyridoxal phosphate binding. Gene Ontology annotation, biological process: GABA biosynthetic process. The record is from RefSeq and is a predicted model, not a curated record. Gene Ontology annotation, cellular component: cytoplasm. The transcript has 7 exons.
AAGUACAUAAAAUAUUCAGCAACAUUCCCCUUAAUUUAUACAACCGCAUUAGCUCCGCCUCUGCAUGAUGGCGCCCUUCGUAGUACUCACUUUCCACUUUUUCCAUUUACCACCCACCACCCAUCGCAUGUUUCGUCCUUGUGCUCUUCGUUGCGACCUUCAUCAAGAAUAUCCGAGCUGAUGCUGCUCUGCAGGAAAGCCCCAUCGAUGACGCAAUUACUUUUCCACCCUGCGGUGGCCCAUUCUGGGUUCUACUCACACAUAAACGGUCCAGCACAGCCGACGUUGUCGUCGAUCUUCGGGCUCGACGCUAGCUGUGCGCUGGCUCUUCUGAGUGAUGCUAUUUUUCCUUCUCGGGGUGCGAUAACGGUGGGGCCAAAGCUUUGCUGCUUUCAGAAUCCUCAGCUUUUUGGCAUAGCUAGUGGGAACGUCAGACAGCACGGUUUGCUGCAUCGAGCGAUCUUUGUUUGCACUGUCCGUCCGGGUACCGUGUGUGCAGUGGUGAAAAUUUAUCAAUUGAAAAUCUAAUAAAAAGGGAUCUAAUCUCGUUACCGUUGAAAACAAUUGUGAACGAAAACCGAAUUGAAUUGAUUCAAAUCGAUUAACGAUUGUGAUAAAAAGCCAAUUUUAUCGGAUUAAAUGUGUUAAGGUUGUUACGUAACGGUUGUAGUUGCCAGUUUAUCCAUAUCCUAUCCACAGUGAACACAUAUAUUAGCUGAUCCGGAGGAGUGCAAUAAAAAGAUCAAAAUGACAUCGAUUAAUGUGGACAAAUACAAGCUGUCUGACAAAACAGGCAAACUCACAGCCAAAGAUAUCAUUCCUAUGAUCCAAUCAUCGGACUCAGCCGAAACUCGAGAAUUCCUACAGAAGAUUAUGGAGCUACUCAUUGACUACGUAAACAUACAGAAUGAUCGCAAGGAGAAAAUCCUUGACUUUCACCACCCGGAAGCUAUGAAGAAGUUGCUCAGCUUGGAUGUACCAGAUGAAGCAGUCAGUCUGCAACAAUUAGUUAAGGAUUGUGCCAUCACGCUGAAAUAUCAAGUAAAGACGGGUCAUCCCCACUUCUUCAAUCAGCUCUCCACCGGUUUAGACGUGGUAUCGAUGGCGGGAGAGUGGCUCACCGCGACCGCCAAUACGAACAUGUUCACGUACGAAAUUGCACCGGUGUUCAUCCUGAUGGAAAAUGUGGUUUUAUCGAAAAUGCGCGAAAUCAUCGGGUGGAAAGGUGGCGAUUCGAUUCUUGCUCCCGGUGGUUCCAUCUCCAAUUUGUACGCUUUCCUUGCUGCUCGGCAUAAGAUGUUUCCAGACUUCAAAGACCAUGGAGCACGUGCCUUACCCGGUGAGCUGGUUAUGUUCACCUCGGACCAGUGCCACUAUUCGGUAAAAUCGUGUGCUGCUGUUGGUGGACUCGGUACCGACAACUGUGUAACUGUUCCAUCGGAUGAACACGGCAGAAUGAUUCCGUCUGAGCUGGAGCGUUUGAUUCUGGAGCGAAAAGCUCGUGGCCAGAUUCCGUUCUUUGUCAAUGCCACUUCCGGAACCACGGUGCUGGGUGCAUUUGACCCAUUGAAUCCGAUAGCCGACAUCUGCGAAAAAUACAACUGCUGGUUCCACAUAGAUGCUGCAUGGGGCGGUGGUUUAUUGUUUUCGAAAAAGUACCGCCAGCCAAGACUCUCCGGAGUAGAACGCGCGGACUCGGUCACCUGGAAUCCACACAAGUUGAUGGGAGCACUUUUGCAAUGUUCUUCGAUUCAUUUCAAAGAGGAUGGUCUCUUGAUUAGCUGCAACCAGAUGUCCGCUGAGUAUCUCUUCAUGACCGACAAGCUGUAUGACAUCAGCUACGACACUGGCGACAAGGUCAUCCAAUGCGGUCGUCACAAUGACAUUUUCAAGCUGUGGCUGCAAUGGCGUUCCAAGGGCACUGACGGCUUUGAGCAUGCCAUAGACCAGCUGAUGGAGCUCGCCGAGUACCAAGUGAAACGAAUCCGGGAACAGUCGGACAAAUUUUACCUGAUCAUGGAUCCAGAGUUGGUGAAUGUUUCAUUCUGGUACAUUCCGAAGAGACUGCGUGGAGUUCCUCAUGAUGCGAAGAAGGAACAAGAGCUCGGAAAGAUAUGCCCCAUCAUCAAGUCCCGGAUGAUGCAGUCCGGUACCCUGAUGGUGGGAUACCAACCAGACGAUCGACGCCCCAACUUCUUCCGGUCAAUUAUUUCGUCAACAGCCGUCAUAAAAUCGGACGUCGAUUUCAUGCUCAACGAAAUUGACCGCCUCGGUCACGAUCUGUAAGAAGCAAAUAGCAAUAAUUUAUUGGAAAAUGCUCUCUCGACGGCGCGGAGAGUUAACCUUGAUGUUUGAAAACAAUGAGAAACUGCCCAAAGUUUUAAUUGUAGAGACAGUUUCAUUAAAGUCUAGCGAAAUACCAGACAUUUGUCAACCAAGGAGUAUCAUUUGCAAUGACAUAUCAAAUAAUAUUAUCGUGUUAUCUUGUGUUCAGUAUUUGUUGAAAAUGGGGCAAAAUAAAAUUCUUUUCUUUUUAUUAUGAUUUCAGAGUUAGUAAAUAUAUAGUACCUAUUUAAAUUUUAGAAGAAAAAAUUAUAAAAUUCAACCCAUUUCGUUGAAGCUCAUUCAGUUUAGCAAAAAAAACAUAUCGAUGAUUUAUUAGAAUAAUAUUCGACAAAAUGACAUUCAAAUUCAAUAACCUUAUGGAUAUAUCUGAACGAACAAAUAUGAACGAAGUUUCUACAACAAAAUACCAUAUUUACUGAAAUUGACUGUUGCGAACAAUUAAACCAGAAAGAAUUAUAUAUACACAAUAUAUACACUAUACACAUUGUCCCAUUAACUAUUGACAUGUUCAUCCUAUUUUACAUUUGAGUACUGGUGACAGAAAUUAAUGUACCUAAAAUCCGCGAAAUCCAACCUUUAUUUUAUUUUAAAUUUUAGUAACCAAUUUUUCGAAGAAAAAAAAAUGAAAAUUUCGUCAAUGUGUAGUGUGCAAUAAAAUCAACAGAUAUUUGAAACAAAUGAUGAGCUCAACUCGUCUGAAUGUAAGUAUAGCUGUACUAUAGAUUAACAAUUUGUUGAUUUUUUGAAAGUUUUUUUUGCCUCUGCUCACGGUUAUGUUGUGAAUAAUGUAAAUAGAACUGCACUAAUAUCAUACACAUGAAACCGAUUGCUUUAAGCCCUAUAUUUCCACACAGCCAACGAAAUUGGUUAAAUAGAAUGCUAUAACGACUGAAUGUUACUAAAAUUGUUGACUAAACAUGCGUAAAACUACAUGUGAGCUUGUUAAAAUCCAGUAUUUGCCAAAGAUCUAGUACACAAUACAGUAUUAAAGCUCUGUUCAGUUAGCGAGCCCAAACUUAAGUUGAUCCAUCAACAACCUUUAUUACUAGCGACUGACACGAAGUGUAAUUCAAUAUAGCGUAAUGUACUUAACAAGUGCUUGAAGUUGUAUUAUCUAUAUACAAAAAGUUAUGUUUGCGUAUGUGAGUUUAUUUAGAAAUUUAGCUAUUUGAUUCCAAGCAUUUAUUGCAAGUAUGAAAGAAAAACACAAAAUGAACGACAAAAUCACAAAGUCUUCCUUCAAACGAAAUGUUAAUUAAUAAACAUGAUUCACAUUCAUUCUCAGAUACCUUCUAUCGUGGUGAAGGGUUACGGCAACUAUAUCGAAAGUUCUUGGCUAACUCGCCCAAAAAUGUAGCGUGAGAUCGCAGUGCGGCCAGAAGGCUUGACUUCACCAUGUAUGUAUAUUCCAUCUCGAGAGUGAUGAGAAUCAUAGCUCGUAUAUUUAAAAGCAACAUAGAUACAACUCAUACCAAUUAGUUACUUGAUUUGGUGAAACAAAAGUUGUUUAAUUAGUAACAAAUGAACAUCAUGAACACGCAAGUAACAUUAGCAAAAGUUUAGAAUACCAUAUGUACAGUUUCAAAUCGAAACUAUAGCAAAAGCAUCUCUCAAACGUGAACAGCGGGGUCGUGGAAAUUCAACUACAUAAAUAACCAUACAAUAACAACAAAUUGAGCCUGAAUAAAAUGUAUAUGAAUAGAAAACAUUAUUGGGACACAUGAAUCGAAAUCGAAAAUCAAAUUACACUUUGACAGCCCACUAUAACUAUAGACCACUAUGCCAACUACGAAAACACACUAGAUGUUAUGUGUUGUUCAAAUGAACGAAAAACCCUGAAAAUGCAAUGGUGAAAAAUGCAAAAGAAAAAAAAGUUAAUAAAUAUCUGUAACCCACUAA